UUCCUCUCUUCUCCCCUCCCUCGGUCGCUUCAUUAGGUCUCGCCCAGCUCCGCCCUUCCCAGCCCCUCCCCGGCCUCCCAAGAUGGCUACGGUGCUGCCGGGCCUGGAGCCGUGGAACCGCGUGAGAAUCCCGAAGGCGGGGAGCCGCACCGCAGUGACCGUGCAGGACCCCGACUCGGCUCUGGACCUUUGUGUUGCAGCUGUAAUUAGAGAAUGCUGUCUUGUUACACUGUCACUGAAGAGCCAGACCUUAGAUGCAGAAACAGAUGUGCUAUGCGCAGUCCUUUACAGCAAUCACAACAGAAUGGGCCGCCACAAGCCCCACUUAGCCCUCAAACAGGUUGAACAAUGUUUAAAACGUUUGAAAAACAUGGAUUUGGAGGGUUCAAUUCAACAUCUGUCUGAGUUGUUUUCUUCCAAUGAAAACCAGCCUGUAACUACCAAAGCAUGUGUCAUUCCCAGCCAACCGGUGGUUGAGCUGGUGCUCAUGAAGAUUUUGGGAGCCUGCAAGUUGUUACUUCGCUUCUUGGACUGUUGCUGCAAGACAUUUCUCUUGACUGUGAAACACCUUGGCUUGCAAGAAUUCAUUAUUUUAAACCUUGUGAUGGUCGGGCUGGUGAGCAGGUUAUGGGUUCUCUAUAAAGGUGUUUUGAAAAGGCUGACUUCUUUAUAUGAGCCAUUGUUCACAUUGCUUCAAGAGGUCUCUAGGAUUCAACCACUGCCUUACUUCAAAGAUUUUACUUUUCCUUCUGAUAUUGCUGAAUUUUUAGGACAGCCCUAUUUUGAGGUUUUUAAGAAAAAAGUGCCUACAGCUUUUGCAGCUAAAGGAGUAACUAAAUUGUUAAAUAAACUGUUUUUAACAAAAGAGCAAUCACCAAGGUCUAGCGAAGAAACUGUACUCAGAAUUUCCAAAAAAGCUAAACAAAUGAGGAUCAAUACACAGAAUAAUGUGGAUCUUGGACAGCCAAUAAAGAAUAAGAGAAUCUUCAAAGAAAAGUCAUCAGAAUUUGAUGUGAGAGCUUUCUGCAAACAGCUGAAACACAAAGCUAUUCAGGAGACCAACUUUAAAUGUUCUCAGUCCAAACUAAAGGCAACCAAACGUUCUUCUCAGAAAGCAACAGGAACUCCCUGUGCCAAAAGUUUUGUGCAAAGAUUUCGAGAGGCUGAGAGUUUCAUUCAACUUUCUGAAGAAAUCCAAACAGCAAUUUUGUGGUGCAGGAGCAAAAAACUCAAGGCGCAGGCCUCCUUUCUGGGUAACAAACUUCUUAAAAGUAACCGGCUUAAACAUGUGGAAGCUCAAGGCUACAGUUUGCCAAAGAAACUAGAAUGCAUAAAAACAUCUAUUUGCAACUGCCUUCUUCGUGGCUCAGGAAUCAAAACUUCAAAGCAUCAUGUGAGCCGAAGAAGAUCUCAGAAUAGAUUUUUACUGGAACAGAGGAAACUACAGAGAAAGUUGCAGUUGACUCUCUCAGAGGCCAUUCAGCCAUCCCCUCAAGGGACUCAGAAUGCUACAGAUAGUAGUAAAUGGAGACUCUCGCACUGUACAGUUCAUAAAACUGAUCUCUACCCUAACAGUAAUCAACUCUUGAGUAGCAGAGUUUCAAAUCCUGUUAUAAAAACUAAAGAGAAACAAAUUCAUGAAAACCUUAUAGGAAGCAAUGAAAAUGAAACUGAUUCAUGGACAGUGAUGCAGAUGAACAAACAUAAUACAUCAGGAACCAUUAAGGAGACAGAUGACAUUGAUGAUAUUUUUGCUCUAAUGGGACUUUAGAUGUUCAUUUGUGAGACAUUUAAGUGCUUAACAAACUGGUCCAGUGUCCUGCUGUUUUACACGGAACUGCUGAAAAAAAAUUUGGAAAGACUUGGAAGUACGACUUGGACUCAGAGAUGAGCUACCUUAGUGUAACGUUGUACGGCAGUUCAUUUCAGUUCAAUAAACAUUUAUAGUAGCUCUGUGUCAUUUAACUGACAAGUAUUUGAAUAUUAAAUAGUCAAAUUUUGAGUUGGACUUUGUACCAGGGGUUAAGAUGAAAAAAAUCUACCAUAUCCUAUCCUUGAAAAGCAGAUAUAAUUCCUUGAUUAAAGCUGUAAAACAGCUGUCCCUGAAAAACAGAGUAAUUUUAUGAUUUACCAGGGAAUUAAGAACUGAGUAAUUAGGUUUAUAAAAGCCCACUCUGUGCCUUAGGGUAUAUGGGGAGUCAGGUGGGGUGAGAAGUAUCAAGGAGUGCUUAAAAGGUCACUUUGGUCUUAACUGGCUUCAUUGUAGAUAAGCCCAUCUCUGAAAACCAAGACUUGUAGCUUCUGAUGGUUGUACUGUCUUGAUUAUAAAUUAGAAUUGAUCAUCACAAGGGUCUAAAAAAUUUUGCCACUGUGUUCUCAGGGGCUGGUCACUACCAUAUUUCACUUCAUUUGUUUACCUUAUCUCACAGGAGGGCAUAUUAAAAUGCUUUUGGAGUUCUCCAAAAA
Mirounga angustirostris (Northern elephant seal) is the source of this 2466-nucleotide messenger RNA. It is a transcript of the gene RMP64, whose product is annotated as nucleolus and neural progenitor protein. NCBI's taxonomy places the organism in Eukaryota, Metazoa, Chordata, Mammalia, Carnivora, Phocidae. Gene Ontology annotation, cellular component: nucleus. The transcript has 9 exons. The record is from RefSeq and is a predicted model, not a curated record. Gene Ontology annotation, biological process: positive regulation of Notch signaling pathway. The coding region runs from base 83 to 1771 and encodes 562 amino acids.